Molecule: messenger RNA, 1400 nt
Organism: Phodopus roborovskii (desert hamster)
Lineage: Eukaryota; Metazoa; Chordata; Mammalia; Rodentia; Cricetidae
Product: double C2-like domain-containing protein gamma
Exons: 10
Coding region: 91-1248 (385 amino acids)
Cellular component (GO): membrane
Source: RefSeq, a predicted model, not a curated record
GAUGCCUCUUUAUUCCAUCUUGGUGGCUAGGUGUGUGCCCAGUGUCUCCAGUAAGUGGGAAUUUCUCUGAGUCUCUAUGUCUGAGCCACCAUGGCGUGCACAGGGCCAGCCGGUGGGCGGCAGCGGGUGAGCAUGCAGGAACACAUGGCCAUCGACGUGAGCCCCGGUCCCAUACAGCCCAUCCGUCUCAUUUCUGACUACUUUCCACACUUCUACCCCUUCCUGGAGCCGGUUCUGCAUGCACCAGACCCACAGGCUAUGCUGGCCCCGGCCAUCCACUCUGCACCCCAGCUGCAGCCCAGCCCAGAACCAGAAGGAGACUCUGAUGACUGCACUGCCCUGGGCACUCUGGAGUUCACACUUCUCUUUGAUGCGGACAACAGCACCCUACACUGCACAGCCCAUCGUGCAAAGGGCCUCAAGCCACCAGCCUCAGGCUCUGUGGAUACCUAUGUCAAAGCCAACUUGCUGCCAGGGGCCAGCAAGGCCAGCCAGCUUCGGACCCGAACUGUUCGAGGCACUAGGGGACCUGUCUGGGAGGAGACGCUCACCUAUCAUGGCUUCACUCUCCAGGAUGCUGGACGGAAGACCCUGAGGUUAUGUGUGUAUGAAGAUUCACGGCUGCGGCGACGAGCAGCCCCCUUGGGGGAGCUCCGAGUGCCCCUGAGGAAGCUGGUGCCAAACCGAGCCAGGAGCUUUGACAUUUGUCUGGAGAAGCGGAGACUGACCAAGAGGCCCAAGAGUCUGGACACAGCCCGUGGCAUGUCUCUGUAUAAAGAGGAGGAGAUGGAGGCAGAGCUGUCUGGGGAAGAACGUGGGCGCAUCCUACUGUCCCUGUGCUACAGCUCCCAGCGUGGUGGCCUGCUGGUGGGGGUGCUGCGCUGCGCCCACCUGGCCCCCAUGGAUGCCAACGGCUACUCGGACCCCUUUGUCCGCCUUUUCCUGCACCCAAGUUCUGGAAAGAAAUCCAAAUAUAAGACCAGUGUUCGGAGAAAGACCCUGAACCCUGAGUUCAAUGAGGAAUUCUUUUAUGCAGGUCAUCGGGAGGAGUUGGCCCAGAAGGCACUGCUGGUGUCUGUGUGGGACUAUGACCUGGGCACAGCUGAUGAUUUCAUCGGUGGGGUACAGCUGAGUAGCAGAGCCAGUGGGGAGCGCCUUCACCACUGGCGUGAAUGCCUGAGCCGCAGUGACCGCCGGCUGGAACUGUGGCACCUGCUGGACAGUGUGCCCCCCCAGCUUGGUGACUAGUCAGCACAAGGCCCUGCUUGUAGCCUGUAGGGGCCAAGAUGUCUGCUGCAGCGAAAGAGCUGUAGGUUGGCCCUACCUGCUGUGCCCAUUCCUAUAUCCUUUCAGUCACCCUACCUUCAAACACAAUGCAAAAUAAACAUCUGCUUCUGCCA